AUGAUGGAACUCCUUAGUCAGUUUUUGUUGGAUAUUCAUUUACCUAAUACAUAAAUCAUGUCGCCCCAUAAGAUUGUUAUAUUAGUGUUGUGCUACUCAUCAAUAUCCAAAUGCACUGAGGAAAAUGAAACAUCAAAAAUUACGGGACCCAAAGAUAUGUACGUAGUACGAGCCACAGUUUAUCAAGUCGGCAUUCUCACCAACCGAACAAACGAUACCGCAGAACCGAAAACAGGUCGUCAGGAGGCAAUAACUAUCUACCGAAACAAAGGUUCGGAUAUUGAUUUUAGCAACAUUCAUAAUCCUUUGUUGACAAACGUCACAGCCGAAAAAGUUUUGGGCGUGGCACCCAUGCCUAAUGAAAAAAUAUCAUGGAAUAAUAUCAAACGUUUGAUCGAACCACAAGACAAUGUGAAAGCUUCAAAUUUAACUGAAGAUAAUAAAGCUGAAUUGAAUGGAGAUGUAAAAAAAUCAAAACGCGACGUAUCAAAACGGCCUGCGGAAAUAGAAAGGGGAGCAGCGGUGAUUCCUUCGGAAGCUGGCAUUCAUUCCAUUGGACUGCCGCCCUUGAUAGUUUUUAAUAAAAAUCUUUCUAAAAUCCCAGUACCUAUUCCUAACAUGUCAGUCGUUAGUUACGCCAAAGUUAAUACUUUGGUACAUUCUCCAUAAUUUACAUUGCUUCAGCUUAUUGUUGAUCUAAUUUAGAGUAGAAAAUGUAUUUACAUAUCAAGUAUGUACCAAUAAAGAAUGUCCUUUAUAAAAUAAAAAAAUG
Danaus plexippus (monarch butterfly) is the source of this 772-nucleotide messenger RNA. RefSeq lists its product as uncharacterized. The record is from RefSeq and is a predicted model, not a curated record. The coding region runs from base 58 to 669 and encodes 203 amino acids. Lineage: Eukaryota; Metazoa; Arthropoda; Insecta; Lepidoptera; Nymphalidae. The transcript has 5 exons.